AUGCGAGGGGUUUCAAUGCCCACUUACCAAUACGCCCAACUAGCAGAAGCGUAUCUUCAGCCCCGUCUCCCAGCGAUUCCAGGAGAGCGUCCCAAGGUCCCGGACAUUCUGUCUCUUGCCAUGACCACUCGUGCGUAUACGAGGGUCGUGUUGCGGUUGAGGGCGCAAGCAGAGAGUGAGGCGAGGGCGUUUGCGAGGUCACAUGUCAGUCCUGUGUCGUCGAGACCUGGUACGCGUGACGGGCAAGUGGUGCGGCAUUCCUCGAGUCGUACGCCAUCCCCGACGUCGUUAUUUUCCAAUGGCAAGACGUCCUCGGUCUCUUCUUCGAGCAAGCGGACCUUCCAAUCUCCCUUGGUCCGACUGCACCGUGCGCCGCUCUUGCGGGUAUUCGUUCCUUCUCCCGAAGGGGAGUGGUUAUCUGAUUCGAGCGUGGUGGAGUGUGAGGCCGAGCUGAGGAGGGCUGGUGUGUUGAAGAUGUUGAGGGUUGGGGAUGUGGUGUGGGAUGUUGCUGUGGGUGAUGAGGGAAAUCUGGGGAGGAUGGUUUGGGACGGGAGUUAUCUUGUGGACCUGGAUUACAAGUACUCGCCAAUGGGCGAGCUGGCUCCUUAUUUCCACAGUCUCGCGUUCCCUCCGUCGUAUUUCCACCGCGUCAUUCGGACGGGUGUUAAUCCUACUUUGAAUCCGGGGGGCAAUCCUAUUGUUCAUCUGGAUGUCAGUCCUUGGGGUGAUGAGCUCGCUGCGAACUUGCAGUUGAUACAGGAUAGGGCUACGACAGCGACCCCGCACGGAACGCUGCACAGCGUCGUCCACUGGCUGCACCGCUCCUCAUUCACGAUCCGACCUCCUGUAUCGGCGCACCACCCACACGCCUACUCUCACAGCCAAAACCUGCGCCUCCCGAUUCCUAACGUUGCAGGCUUUUUCAUCGAUCCUGGCUGGUACGGGACUGUGGUCGUCGAAGCUGAAGGCACGAACGAGGGUCUUGCAGAUUUCCAAACGCGCUGCGGACCUGGUGCAUUCCCUCCUCGCGCGGACAAUGUUACGUCAAAAAUGAGGAGUGAGAAGGAGAAGGGGAGUAGGCGCGUUUACAGAGUGUUGAGGGAGAAGAGUCGUCCUGGUGAGAUCUGGAUUCGAGCAGUUCGCGAGAAGGAACGUGUUAUGUGA
Messenger RNA from Suillus bovinus, 1164 nucleotides. RefSeq lists its product as uncharacterized. The transcript is spliced from 4 exons. The coding region runs from base 1 to 1164 and encodes 387 amino acids. Lineage: Eukaryota; Fungi; Basidiomycota; Agaricomycetes; Boletales; Suillaceae. The record is from RefSeq and is a predicted model, not a curated record.